CCCGCGACCCCGCUCCGUUUUCAAUUCUGGUGAUUCAUUACCAAAUUGACAGCACUAAAUGGAUCACUUGAGACAAACAAGAGGUACAUUUACCCCUUAUGAUCCCAGAAAUGGCCACAGCAAGAUUGUCAAUCCAGAAAAGAAUGCUUACUCCAGUAGAAGUAGAAAAUCCUGCGAUACUUUCAAGUAUGUCUGUCGCCCUUUUGGAAAAUGUUGGGGACACUGGCAAGACAACUAUAACUGACUUUUGGAGGAAAAAAACAGGGUCAACAUCCAAAAAGCAAACCAAACGGAGAGAUACCAACACAGGCCAAGAUGGAGAUACAGAAUCCGGAAAUGAAGGGAAAACUGAAAAUAUCAUCCCAGAGACUGAGGUGAAGGUGCAAAACAAUAAGAAAAAGAGAAACCGAAGAAAGAGCAAAGAGAAAUCUGAUCAUACCUUGGAUGUCGCUGAAUAUUCAGAUGGAGACUAUUUUGGAGACAAGGUUGCUGUACAUCACGACUUGGAAUCAGACUGUGUGCAAAGUGGAAUUGCAGACAAGCGAUUUGGUGGAAAAGCUAGGAACAAUUCUGUAGCAGCCAAAAAUAUACAACAUUUUGACAGAAGACAGAAAUCUGAAUCAUUGGAGGGAGCAGAGAAAAUGAAUUCUAAACCAGGGAUCCCAAAGGCAGUGAGUAAUCCGAGCACAAAUUCAACUCCUAAUGACAAGAAGCGAAACAAGACCAGAUCUGGCCGAGGGAGGAAGAAGAUAUUUGACACGUACAUGCCAACCAGUGAUGUUUCAGCUGGUUUAAAGAAAGGAGAAUUUAUCCAGGGUCCACUGAGAAUAAAUCCAAAGAAGUACCAUGAUGCUUUUAUUCCUUCUCCUGAUGGAAAUCGAGAUAUUUUUAUUGACGGAUUUGUUGCUCGAAACAGAGCUUUGAAUGGUGAUGUGGUCGUGGUAAAGCUUCUGCCCAGUGAACAGUGGAAGGUUACCUUACCUGAAGGAGGUGAAUCUGAUGCCGCUGGAGUUUGUGAAUCUGAUGUAUCAGAUGGAGCUAAUAAUUCAGCAAUAAAGGACAAAGUUAAAGAGCAUCGGUUCAGUCCUGACGUCAUUAUUGAGGAACAGUAUGACGAUGGCCAAGAUGAGGAUAAUGAAGCUGGAGAUUUGCGGAAAAUAAAUAUGCUAAUUGGAAGUAUUUCAAUAAAGGAUUGUAAAUCACGUCCAACUGAUAGCACCUCCAGAACAACUUCAAGACAGGACAAGUCUUCCAUCACAAAUGUUCCUGGAAAUAUUCCAGAAAGGUUUCUACAAAAAACUGCUAAGGUAGUGUACAUUGUGGAGAGGAACCACUCCCGGGCCGUGACUGGAUUCAUCAAGCCAUUAAGUGAUAAAAACAGUGAACUUUACAAAGAGUUUGUAGUUUUUUCACCCGUUGACCACAGAGUGCCUCGCAUUUUGGUGCCAUUAGAAGACUGUCCAGAGGAUUUUAUGGCAAGGCCUGGCGAUUAUGGAAAUAUUCUAUUUAUUUGCCGUAUCGUGGACUGGAGGGAUGACAGCAACUUUGCAGAUGGGAGGUUGGCUAAAAGUCUGGGGCAGGCUGGUGAAAUUGAACCUGAAACUGAGGGCAUCCUGAUAGAAUAUGAUGUGGACUUCUCAGAGUUCUCCGAUGAGGUUCUGAAUUGUCUACCAAAAUCUCUACCUUGGACCAUUCCUGCAGAAGAAUUCAAAAAACGUAAAGAUUUAAGGAAAGAUUGCAUAUUUACUAUUGAUCCAGCUACCGCGAGAGAUCUCGAUGAUGCACUAUCUUGUCGUGAGCUCCGAGAUGGAAACUUUGAAGUUGGAGUACAUAUUGCAGACGUGGGAUACUUUGUUCAUGAAGGUACACCGCUUGAUGAUAUUGCUAGCAUGCGAGCAACCAGUGUCUAUCUGGUUCAGAAGGUUGUCCCAAUGCUUCCAAGACUUCUCUGUGAAAAUCUCUGCAGCCUGAAUCCAAUGCAGGACAAACUUACAUUUUCUGUUAUUUGGACAUUGACUCCUGAAGGAAAGAUCCUUAAAGAAUGGUUUGGUCGAACAAUUAUUCGCUCUUGUGUGAACCUGAGUUAUGAGCAUGCACAAAGUAUAAUCGAGGAUCCUGAGAAAGUUUUUCUUCCUGAGGAGCUUCCACCGAUUUCUCCUGAACAUUCUAUUGCUGAAAUAAAAGCUUCUGUGUUCUGUCUUCAUAACAUGGCCAAGCAUCUUCGUAAGCAGAGGUUCAAAGGGGGUGCUUUACGUUUGGACCAGCUGAAGAUAUCUUUUACCCUGAAUAAAGAGACAGCAAUGCCUCAAGGAUGCUACGUCUAUCAAUACAAAGACAGCAAUAAAUUAGUAGAAGAAUUCAUGUUGCUGGCAAAUAUGGCAGCAGCCCACAAGAUCUACAAUUCAUUCCCUGAGCAAGCAUUACUGCGUCGGCAUCCACCACCACAAACAAAAAUGCUGGAUGACCUCAUUGAGUUCUGUGACCAGAUGGGACUCGAAGUUGACUUCAGUUCUGCAGGAGCAUUAAAUAGGAGCUUAAAUUUAACCCUGGGGACAGACCAGUAUUCUGUAGCUCGGAGAGAGGUGCUGACCCACAUGUGCUCCCGGCCAAUGCAGAUGGCACUAUAUUUCUGCACUGGAGUUCUUCAUGAUGAGACACUUUUCCGACAUUAUGCACUGAAUGUCCCUCGCUACACCCAUUUCACUUCUCCAAUCCGCCGCUACGCUGAUAUCAUUGUACAUCGACUUCUUGCUGCCACAGUUGAUACUCAGCAACAUGUUGGUGUAAGUGAAAGAGAUGUUCAGAAGCAAGCAGAACAUUGCAAUGUGAAAAAAAUUGCUUCAAAGAGAGUACAAGAACAUAGCACUGAGAUUUUUUUCACUGUUUUUGUGAAGGAAUGUGGCCCACUGGAAUCCGAAGCCAUGGUGAUGGGGGUCCUAGAUCAAGCCUUUGAUGUUUUGGUUCUACGAUAUGGCAACCAGAAGCGAAUCUACUGCAAUGCUCUUCCUCUCCAAGGAUUUACUUUUCACAAAGUAGGAAAGAAACCCGAACUAACACUGAUGUGGGAACCAGAGGGUUCAAACCAUGAACCUGCGCGGCAGGUAAUAAGUAUUUUUACACUGGUGGAGGUCAUCUUAAAAUCAGACAGUGGACCUCUCAAGUACAGUGCCAUUCUCAAGCGACCAACCAGCACUGCCGAAUGAAGACACCUCGCAAAAUGCUGCUUAAACCAAAUGUUCUCUUUGAGCUGGAAAGUGUUUUUAAUGCACCAGACAGUUUAUUAUUAGUGUGUUGUUUUAAAAGUAUUUUUUAAGUUUGGAUUUGGUUUGGCUGCUUAGUUCUUUUUGUAGUGAAUUUUAAGCCAGAACUUCAAAUUGUGUUGUUGUGUCGAUAAUUGGAAAACCUCCUGUGGUAUUUAAAUUGUAUGAUUCCGUUGCAUGCCUUUUUACAUCAGCAUUGUUUUCUAAGCUGUGUGCUUAGAAAUUGAUGGUAUAGAAGAACCGAAAUAUUAUUUGAAAAUAAGUGUGAUAAACAGGAAUUGGCUUUGCAAUCAUGCACUAUUUGAUGUGUAGCAGAUAUCUAGACUAGCGCUCUGCACAGAGCUAGAAGAUCGCUUUGCUCUGAUGUCUUUCCCAAACCAUUAAAUAGAACCUGCUCCAAAA
This is a messenger RNA of Callorhinchus milii (elephant shark), 3662 nucleotides long. RefSeq names its product DIS3 like 3'-5' exoribonuclease 2 (gene dis3l2). Lineage: Eukaryota; Metazoa; Chordata; Chondrichthyes; Chimaeriformes; Callorhinchidae. The transcript is spliced from 24 exons. Gene Ontology annotation, molecular function: 3'-5'-RNA exonuclease activity; RNA binding. The record is from RefSeq and is a predicted model, not a curated record. Bases 99 to 3203 code for a protein of 1034 amino acids. Gene Ontology annotation, cellular component: P-body; exosome (RNase complex). Gene Ontology annotation, biological process: miRNA catabolic process.